AAUAUCUUGGUUCUUGUGCAAAGUCACCAAGUUUUCAUGGCUAGUCCAAACAGUUCAUCUCAAUCUUUCGAAGAAGGCUGAAAUCACGAUUCGACGCAUCUGAAAUCUGUCCGUCCGUCUCCUCGUGUUUGUAGCAAAAGUGGGUGAUUCGUGGUUUACAAAAUUUUCGCAACUCUUUUAAGAAACGCAUAACCGGAAUUUUUUACAAUAUUAAGGUUAAUGUCCUACUAGAUAGGGUUUGAUCAUUUUUGUAAAUUAUUUGACAAAAUUUGUGUGCUGAAAUAAAUCUAUUAUUAUUAUUAUUAUUAUUAUUAAUAAUUUAAACUAUAUGUUCCAUGGGACUUACAAACCCUUACUGCCACUCAGAUCAAGUUUCAUUCACCCAUCGACGACCGGGUGUUUAUCGUCAUCAUCACAUCAUCCGGAGUUUGGAGCAGCGGAUGCAUUAACGCGUAUUUGCAUUCUGCAUAAUAAGAAGUGAAGAGUCUAAACCAAGAGAUUCAUGUGUACCACGCAGCAUUCCUACCAUUCCCAUUCCAGACUUAAUAUAAGACGCUUUCUAAUAUAAUAAUCAAUGUGUGAGUGGCGACAAUCAAACAUUUUUUGACUAUUUAGAAUUACAAGUUGUCUUUUAUCAAAAAAAUUGAGGGAUUUGUCUCCCAUUUGGACAGCACAUGUUUGCUUCUUGAUAAAUAAUGCUCAUCUUUCCGAGUGCAUGAUCACAUUGCGAGUGAAACGAAGAAGUGGAAUAAUUUUCCAGAUUUGUGGAUCAGAGUUCUCGUUCCGUUCAUCAGUCAGUGUCAGGUGAAGGAGGAGGAGUGAAUGUGUGAAAUAAUUUGUCUGAUUCUUAAAUACCGUGAGAACUUGGAUGCCUGCAAUUAAUCAUUGUUGGUGAAACGGCAUAUCAUAUCCUCGCCAUUGGUUCGAUUUCUUGGUUGAGAGUGCUGUCUGAACAUGAAGAUCCUAUAAACUGAGCGCAUAACAACGAGUGCAUCCAAAAAUGAGCGGAGUUACACCCCCACAACCCAUCGCAGACUUUCCAGACCACCCUUACGUCCGAAAUGAGGACAUUAUCCGUCCCAAACCAAGAAGACUCGUGGACAUGCGAAGAUCUGCCCUGGGACCUGAUUUGUCUUUGCAAUUUUCCUCACCCGGAGCUUCAUCCCCCAAAAUGGAGGGCCUUGGACCGCACAAUAAUAAUCUAAGUUUAUUAUCCUCCUCAUCACACGCUUUCGUGGCUCAAUUGCCACCCAUUCUCCCUGCAAAGCCGUUUGGAAACGCGGGAGGACAUUUCACGCCGUUGGGACACCACACAGAGUCGUCCUCAGCGUCGCUUCAGAACACUUCUCAACAACAACUGCUCGGGAAAUCCUUGCUGAAUCGAGCAGCCAACACCAACAGUACAGGACUAAUCAUGUCCUCCAAAUUGAACAAUCACCAACAACGACCUCAAUCAGAGUCCCCACUUUAUCUUCAUAUGGCGCAAAACCAACACCUGAAUCAACAAGUGUCCCCCUCCUACAACAAAUCAUUCGGUCUGAUGAAAGGGUUCGGUCUGAAUCAGAGGUCAGUGCCCAAUUUGCCCCAGUUGUUGCAACCCCUGAGUCUCAACAACAACAAUAUGUACACCCCCACACCCACUCCGGGACACCAACAACCAGCCAGAGGUGGCCAAGGGCUGAACAAUGUGAACUCCCCACAACGACGACUCUUUCUCUCCCCACAACCCAACGAGACGAGUCCUCGGUGCAGGAUACCCGUCAGCUCCUCCACCACGUUUGGGGGCAGCAGUGGGAACAUUUUGAAUGACGCCGAGGACGACGAUGGGAACAUGCCGUAUUACUCGGAACUCACUCUAUCGCCACCCAAAUUAAGUCCUGGUUUUAUGCCGGUUCAUAUGAGUGGAGGAUUUCCUUCAGUACAAAACCAGGGUCAACAAGGUCCCAUCAUGGCUCAUCCAGGACAAAAACCCCGCGUUCGUGUCGAAUGGAAAAGUGUGGAAAAUUUGCAAAAACACAAUGGACCCAGAUUAACAACGACGCACAAUGACAUUGACAUCAACGGAGGACCUUCCCAACACGUGUACAACUCUCCAGUUCAUAGUAAUAAUCACAAUAGUAAUAAUAGUUCGAGUGGCGGUGGUGGUGGUGGCUCAAACAAAAGUUUCCAAAGAGAAAGUUUCCGACUGAGUCAUGCAUCGCCCAUUGCUUCAUCAACUCCAGUUGGGUUUGGAUUUGAGGACAACAAGAUUGAGAGGCCCGAAAAGAGUCCAGAAUAUGACAGGAUCAAGACACCCAGUGAAAUUGCUCAAGAGAUGAAGGAACGGUUUGCCAAUAACUUGGAGAGUGUUCACUACGUGGAACCAAAUCCACCCAAAAACACCAAUCUCAAUCUUCCCAACAACAACAACAGCAGUGGCACUGGCAGCGCAAAUAAGGGUGUGACUGCGACAAAUAAUACGCUUAAUACGACUCUCAACCACUUGGGUAAAAAUGAGACGGACUGCAACUCAUUAGGAAGAAGUUCCACUUCGGAUGGGGAUUUUGGAACGUUGGGAGGAUCAACGGGAGGCGGAGAUUGCAACAACAUGUACACCGUCGAUGCGGGAUCUACUCCGUCUUCUGUUCGUAAUAAAUCUCGUCAUUCCGCUCCUUCGUCUAAAUUAAAGUCCCGACGAAAGAAUAUUUUGCACAACCUGAAUUCAGAAGAAAUGCGAUUACUCAAUUCCGGGGGUGGAAAUGGCCCCAAGCAAAUUGUUAAUUCGAACAACACUGGGACUGGAGGGAGCUCUUCUGAUGGUUCCUCUGGCCAUGCCAGCAUGUCAGAUAGUCAAACGAGCGGGUCUCCACCUGCAGAGUAUGUUUCCAUUUCCGGGGCACCGUCAAAUCUGGCUUCGACAAACAAUGCCGCUUCUCCUGGAAAUGUGUCGAGUGGUUACAAAUCAGUGCUUAAAUCAGUGCCAGAAGACGAGACUCAUAACGGAAGCAAUGCUUCUGGACUCAACUCAUCAGCAGCAGCCGCAGUGAUCACCACCACGUCUCCAGGCCGAGUACCAAUCGUCCUAGGAAGCGAAAAGAGUGCAAACUGGGACAGAAAAAGUUUGGACACUUCGAUUGGGUCAGGGAGCAAAAAGUCGUCCCGGUCGACAAGGCACAGGAACAAAGAACCCAUCUUGCUGAGCAAUGGGAACAGCGGGCUGGAGGACAUCAAGCAAGCGAUUGAGCAGCUAACGCUCAGGUCGUCCCACGGUGGAGGGGGUGGUCACCUGAGGGAGUCGGGCCACCACUCCUCCUACUCCACCUCAACCUACUCCUCCAUGAGUGGGAGUGAGUGCGAUCGACACCGACGACCUCACGUCAUCCGAUACUCCAGUCACGACACCAUCAACACCCAGGUGACAUCAGCCGAUGAAUUCGUGUGGGUGGACUCGCACAGUCGUCUCGUUGAACUCCAGAACAUUCCGUGGACAAAUCAGGAAAUCCUCAAAGUUGUUGAAAAGAGCUCCAAGCUUCGCGACAAUCUGGAGCGCAUUUCAAUGGAGACUGUUCCUCGAGUGUCGUACCUGCUUCAAAGGGCGUUGGUGAGGGUGGCUCGAGAGACGCAGCGUUUUGGAAAACCGUCAGGAUUUUGCUCAAAACAAGAAGUCUCGUCUGCCCUCAAAAUUGUUCUCUCUCCUGCUUUGGCCGACUCCUGCUCAAAGAGCUGUCUCAGAGCUGCUGCAAUGUUUUCCGUGUCCACAAGCGACCCUCUUCAUCGUGAAUCCAAGUCGGCACGCUCGGGCCUAAAUUUGCACGUGGGGCGAUUUCACCGAUGGAUGGUUGAUGUUCGGCUGGGUCGCUUUGUCCACGAAUUUGCAGCAAUUCACUUGACUGCUUCGAUGGAAAACCUGAUUGAAGAAAUUUUGGGUCAAUCUCUGAAUAGCAUCACAAUCAAUUCGGACGAAGGCACAAACCCCAUUCUGACGGCCGCACUUUUAGAACAAGCCAUUUCGAACAACGGGGAUUUAUGGGGACUUUUACAACCCUAUGCACAUCUCAACGCUGGACGAACUGCUUCAGGAGCAUUGGCCCUUCCUCGACGCUGGGCAUCUGCGGCGAGCGUUAAUUCGUCAGGGAGCAGCAGUUCGACGAUCGGACCUUCCCCCCACCAGGACGACUCCUCCCUCUCCAGCCGCUCCCACAGCCACAGCCACAAAAGUCUGGAGCAGUCCCUCCUCACCACCUGCGUCGGCUCCAUCCCUGAACUGGCCGAGAUUCUGUCCCUCGUAUCUCGGGUGCACUACAAACAACUUCCGCUGACCACGACCAACAACGGGAGCAAGUCAAUAAACCCCACGUGGUCCCCCUCCGCUCUCCACACCCUCUUCUACUUCAUGCGCUGUUCGCAACUGGAAAAUUCGGAUGAUGGGUUGGGCUCUACUUGCAACUUGGGUUCAUCGACGGCCACUCUCGGCACUGAAAGCGUCCAUGACAGACCUCAACAUCAUGGUGGUCAAAAUCCUGCCAGGCUCCCCGUUCAAGAGUUGGUGUACGAGAGGCCCUUCAUCGUGCUUCCGCCGCUUAUCGAGUGGGUUCGUGUGGCCUCAGCACACGCCGACCAUCGACAUUCCGGACUGGUCGACAAAGAUGACGUAAUGCAAGCUGCUCGAAUGUUGCUCCCGGGAAUCGAUUGUCCAGUUCGGUUCGUGGGGUCAGACGAAUUUUCAUGGCCGCCAAGAAGAUCUCUGGACGAGUUUGAAUGCAACAAGAGGCUGAAAAUAGACUUGGCCUUCAAAAUGUUGACUUCAGGCAGGUCUGAUUUGGUGGCACAAGCGUUAUUGCUAAUGCCGCCAUCCAAGGCGAAUACGUUUAAUGAGACCGGUCUGUCUCCAUUGAUUUUGGCCAGUAUCCGAGGAGAAGAGACAAUGGUGAGAGUCUUAUUGGACGCUGGGGCAGAAAUUGACGCAGAAACGCCUCCCAACGGUCCCAACUUUGCUCAGGCCAACAGUGAAACUCAGCAUUGGACAGCCUUGACGUUCUCUGCUUUGAUGGGACACGCUGGAAUUGUUAAGCUACUUUUAGAAAGAAAUUCCAGUGUUGAAGGGGGUGCCAAGUUGAGCGAAGAAAAGUCAACUCAAACGCCUUUGCAAGUCGCUUCCGCAAGUGGAAACAUGGAAAUAGUUCAAACACUUUUAGGUUAUGGGGCGAAUCCUUUCAUGAGCACCUUGGUUCGGGACUCAUUGUGCUACACGGGGUCGGCACAAAGAGGAAGCUUUAGCGCAAUAUCUGUAGCAGCGUCACACGGUCAUAGGUCAAUCCUCCACAAACUGUUGGCGCAUCCAUUCAACCAGCCAUCGUCGAAAGAAGUUUUGUCGCUGGAGGAAAUUCUGGCAGAAGGUGCGCAACCUCCGGGAAGUAGGAAAGAUCUACUUCCGGGUCAAGUGAUAAACGGAAGAUCUGUCGAGGAGCCAAAGAUUCUGUCCAAAACUCAAGUAAAAGUGCUGCAAGAGGCCAUGUAUCAAAGUGCCGAAAAUGGACACAUCGACAUCACCCUGGACUUGAGGAAUAUGGGGGUGCCGUGGACGCUUCACUGUUGGAUCAACUCCCUCGCCACCGCACACGAGCUGAGGUGUGAGCCCGUCAUUAAUCAAUUGCUUCAAGACUUCCUCCACAUUCUCCAACAUGAAGAUUUCUCACAAGCAUCCUUCGUUGAGGAUUGUCUCCCACUCUUGUUCAACAUCUUUAGACAACAGAACGAAGGGACAACUCUACUUCUCGCAGAUAUAUUUCAAACUUGUUAUGGACGAGAGUCAAUCAAAGAGAUUCGAGACACAUCCAUUUCAAACGGAACUCGUAUCGAUCCCAAAUAUGUCAAUAACCAGGAAUUGUCGGAUGUCCAAUUUCGUGUGGAAGGGCGCGUCUUUUUUGCCCACAAAAUAGUAUUAGUGACUUCAUCCCAACGAUUUAAAUCCAUGCUCAAAAGUGCCACGGAUUCUAAUCCUCCCGUUUUACAAAUCAACGAUAUACGCUACCCCACAUUCCAGAUGGUGAUGGAGUAUUUGUACAAUGGAAGUUGCGAUUGCAUCCGACACAUUGGAGCAGAGGACGUCUUAGAGCUCAUGGCUGCAGCCAACUUUUUUCAAUUGGACGGUUUAUUAAGAUUUUGCGAAUCACGGUGUUCACAAAAGCUUAAUAUUGAAUCAAUUGUGUCGAUGUACAUUCAUGCCAAGGUAUACAAUGCUAUACAACUUUUGGAGUACUGUCAAGGAUUUCUACUGCAAAACAUGGUAGCCCUGCUAACGUUUGACGACUCUGUGAGACGAUUAAUUUUCGGGAAAAAGCUGCACAAUCACGAUGUUCUAGCCGGACUAUUGCUAACUCUUCAAGCGAGAUUAAAGUCGAGGCCAAGUAACUCCACAAGAAAGUCAAAGUAAAAUUGUGUACUUUGUUCAAAUACAUCAACUACAAAACCAAUGCCAAAACGCAGUAUUUUGGGUGAUCUGCCAUAAUGUAUUUUAGUUAAAAGUCAAGACAUUUUAAUUUUAUACUGGACGAAUGCAAGUAUUUAGUUUUUAUAAGUUUUUAUUUAACAGAGUUUGAAUUUUAGUAAAUAAACACAUUUUUAAUCUCA
Folsomia candida is the source of this 6609-nucleotide messenger RNA. Its product is annotated as ankyrin repeat and BTB/POZ domain-containing protein 2. The coding region runs from base 1001 to 6412 and encodes 1803 amino acids. NCBI's taxonomy places the organism in Eukaryota, Metazoa, Arthropoda, Collembola, Entomobryomorpha, Isotomidae. The transcript is spliced from 24 exons. The record is from RefSeq and is a predicted model, not a curated record. Gene Ontology annotation, molecular function: protein heterodimerization activity.